CCUGUUGACACCAGUGUUUGUUUACGCGCUGACUGUAUUGUAAAAUGCCGCAUUGUGCUGCUUUUGGAUGCAAUUUCCAGUCCAAAGGCAACAAGGGGACUGGUGUGAGUUUACACAGCUUUCCUACUGACAAGAAGAGGAGAAAGCAGUGGGAAGAUGCCUGUGGAAGGACACAACUUCCAAAAGAUCCACGGCUGUGUUCCCGACACUUUUCUCCUGGUGCGUUUGAGGCUUAUAGUCGACCACGACUACUCAAAGAGCUCACCGGAGCGGCUGGGUAUGAGAGAAGGCUGCAACUAAACGCUUUACCGACCGUUUUCCCUCACAAGGAGCCUAAACUUCCUCGCAAGGAACGUGAAAUGCGCGCUAAAAAUCAUAAAAAUCGCCACAGACCAGAGACGCUGGCCGCUGUCCUGAGCCGACAUCCCGCUCCUGCAGCUGCCGCUUCCGGCGAACCAUCGGACACGCCACUCGUCACGGAUGAAGCUCAAAAUUCACCUCUCCCGUCAUUAAGUGUAGCAACACAGUAUUCUAACUGUACCGAUGCUGCCACUCAGACCGAUUCAGACACGCCGGAUGCAGCGGCGCAGUGGUCAGCUGAUGUGCAGCGGGUUGUUACCGGGGAGCACGCUUACGCAGAGAAACGUGGGUUGGAUCAGCAGGAAGAGGAGGACACCGGGUGCCUGGGUCUGUUCUCCUCAGGCGAUGAAUGCAGCGAGAGCAGUCAGCCACUACACAAAAACCCUGAUCCUGAAUACAUUUUAAGCUCAUCAGAGCCUUCCCAGAGCUCCCAGGGAUCACAUGCUUCAACUGCCACUGAAGGAGACAGAGUUUUCCUAGUUUUUGAGGAAAAGUUAAAACAACUACUUCAGCAUUGUUUAAAGUGUGGUUCCUUGAUUGCUCCUGAAGAUGUGAAAGAGCUGCAAAAGGAGGGAUCACCGUUGACGUUGGAGCUCACAUGUGCAAAAGGCUGUAGUGACAGGUGGCAGCCUCAGCCUACUCUGAGUGGGACCAAGGGGAAAGGCUGUUUACCGAGAUGGGGAGCGUGUUGGUGAACCCAAGUUCAAAAUCUCCUGGAGCAAAGUCCACAAGAGAUUCAGAGCAAGACCAGAAGGACUGUGGAUACAUGGAGGCUAUGGUGGCCGACGUUCUCUCCUCUGCGUCAGAUUAAACCAGGACAUGGACAUGAGAGACACUCAAGCACAUAUCAUGGCUGCCCAGAUCACUGAUCAUUGCUCAAACACAGCAGUUCUCACGUUUCUAGCAGUUCAAGCGUCGUUACAAACAUAUGAUGAGCACAUCGUCAUGUUUUACAUCCACAUUGAAUUUAAUUUUAGGAAUGCAAGGACACAUUCUAAAAAGCAUAAAACAGAUUUUAGCGCUGCAGGCUACAUUUUGUCUAAACAUUUUAUUUUUGACUGGUAACAUUUGUUUUAUACACUACUUUGCUUAACAUUGCAUAACUGAAACUGAAAAGUUAAAAGAUUGAAAGUGAUUAAAGUGCCCCUGAUAGAAUGGAUUCAGAUGUUCAGCUGUUUAAAUGCUAUUGAAAUCUCUCCAUGAUUCAUCUACUUCUGCAUCAUCACUGUCUACAUCCUUAAAGCCUGUAUAGAUUCCACUUGGUUCUGGGUAGAAACGUCUUAUUCAGUGAACUGCACAUGCAGGAAUGACUCUUCUACCCAGUCUGCCAUGCAUCCACCAUGUAAACUGAGGCGUCUCUGUUAGACCUGCAACCAUAGCAUUCAUUAAAAAGGUGAAUUUAUGACAUAACACUAGACUGUUGUCCUUAAACAAUAAAAAUGUUAUUGUGGGUAUAAAUCAAUAU
Molecule: messenger RNA, 1825 nt
Organism: Nothobranchius furzeri (turquoise killifish)
Lineage: Eukaryota; Metazoa; Chordata; Actinopteri; Cyprinodontiformes; Nothobranchiidae
Source: RefSeq, a predicted model, not a curated record